AUGCGGAGACACUUUCUCCUACCCGCGAUCUGCCUUUUGGUGGUGACGCUGACGCUGUACCAUCGCCGAUCCCAAGUCUGCUGUCUGCAGUGGCCGGGUGUAUCUCCAAACCACAGCAAUGUGAAAGCCGCAGCGCCCAAGCCGGCCCCAAAGCCGAAAAAGAAGAGCCCUACCUUCCUUUCCAAAGACACCGCCAGCAUCUACGUCAACUCCAUCAUCCACCCCGGAUCCGUCGACUUCCCCCAGCUCGGCCUUCCGCUCCUCGAGUGCCCCAAACACCACCCGACCCGCUACAACCACCUCAAACCCGCCUCUCCCAACACCAACACCCCCAAAACCACACCCACGACCACCACCAUCCAAUACUUCUUCGCCCUCGACCUGCGCGACUCCCUCCCCCUCCUCCCCCGCCUCCUCACCACCAUCCUCCAAACCAUCCACUUCCUCGGCCCCUCCCACUGCGCCCUCUCCAUCGUAGAAGGCCACUCCCGCGACGGCACCCACGAAGUCCUCUCCGCGCUCCGCCCGGCCCUCAAAAAACUCGGCAUCCGCUACCACUUCACCACCAGCCCCAUCAACCCGCAAUCCCCCAACGGCCGCAUCCCCGCCCUCGCCGACCUCCGCAACCUCGCCCUGCAACCCCUCUUCGAUGCCGCCGCUUCCCCCUCUAACCCAUCCUCCUCCCCGGUAACCAUAACCCCAGACACAACCAUCCUCUUCCUCAACGACAUCGCCGCCUGCCCCGAUGACCUCCUCGAACUAAUCCACCAACGCCGCUCCUUACAAGCCGACCUCGUCUGCGGGAUGGACUGGACCUACGCCGGCGGCGACGGCGACGGCGACAGCGACGCGGCGGCGGCGGAUCCGACGUUUUACGACGUGUGGAUUGCACGGACCCUGAAGUCGGGGGACUCCUUUUUUGAGGUGCCGCCUGAUGGGAGCUGGGAUAGGGCGGGGGAUUUGUUUUGGAAUGAUGAGGUGGCCAAGGGGAGGUUUGAGAAGAAACAGCCGUUUCAGGUUUUUGCGUGUUGGAAUGGGGGGGUUGUUUUUGGGGCUGGGCCUUUACUUGCCGGGGGGAAGAAUGGGAAAGGGGGUAAGGGGGAUAAAGAAGAAAAGGGGGUGCGGUUUCGCGCGGCAAGGGAAGGGGAGUGUCAUCAGGGGGAACCAGAGUUGUUCUGUAAGGAUUUGUGGUAUGCGGGGUAUGGCAAGAUUGCGGUGGUGCCGACGGUGAAUUUUGAGUAUUCGAAUGAGGCCGGGAAGAAGAUUAAGGAGGCCAAGGGGUAUGUGUCGACGUGGGUGGGCAAGAAAGAUUGGAAGGACGAAGGAAUUGAGUGGCAGACGGAGCCGCCUAAGGAGGUGAAGUGUAUGGCGAGGUAUGAUGCGCAGGUGUUUGAGCCGUGGGAUAAGGCACAGCCGGGGAAGUGA
This is a messenger RNA of Dichotomopilus funicola, 1425 nucleotides long. RefSeq names its product cryptococcal mannosyltransferase 1-domain-containing protein. The coding region runs from base 1 to 1425 and encodes 474 amino acids. Lineage: Eukaryota; Fungi; Ascomycota; Sordariomycetes; Sordariales; Chaetomiaceae. The record is from RefSeq and is a predicted model, not a curated record. The transcript is spliced from 2 exons.